AUGCUUUCGGCAAGCGUGAUGAAGAUAAUGAAGAAAGUCCUGCCUCCCGAAGCGAAAAUUUCCGAGGAGGCUAAAGAUUCUGUCCAGAUGUGCGUGACGGAAUUCAUAAGCUUCAUCAGUGGCGAGGCUAACGAUAAGUGCAAGAAGGAGCACCGAAAGAUCAACUCUCCGGAGGACGGAUCAUCAUUAGUUGCUCGAAAUCCGGUGGUUCAAUUUCAACCCUCGGCCUCCUCGGCUGCCAGCUGGCCAUUGGGCCCCCAUGUUGCGCCUCCCGUUGUCAGUGCCUUUGCUGCUCCACUGGGUUAUCCUGGUCAGAUGGGGCAGUAUUAUUACCCGCCGCCAGCUGGAUUCUUUGGAGCUGCUCCUUCAGCUGGUUUUCCGGCGGCAGCAGGGAUUUAUGAUCAUCUUCCAAUGUUCAAUGAUAACCCUUCUACUGCGGGCGGGUAUCCCUCCGGCGAGCCGGGGUAG
Molecule: messenger RNA, 468 nt
Organism: Oldenlandia corymbosa var. corymbosa
Lineage: Eukaryota; Viridiplantae; Streptophyta; Magnoliopsida; Gentianales; Rubiaceae
Source: the annotation of a GenBank genome assembly